CCCAGCCUCCUGAUGCGAUUACAGUACCGUGGGCCGAUCCGUACUCGCGUCAUCUUUAUGGGCGGGUUCUGAAAGGUCAUUGCUAACGAAGCAUCUAUGACCGUUUGCCCUGACACCACAAAAGUAGCCCAGAAGUUAUAUAAACCAUAGGCAGAAGCAGAAUAACCAUACUCAAGUCGAGCAAUAGUCGAGUUUUGUAGUGUCCUAACUGGAGGGAAAACCAUAAAUAACAGGUGAGGUGGCCACACCACCUGCACAGGUGGCAGAAUGUUCGUUCUGGGCGCGGAGGAGCUGAAGUCUGCAGAACGCAUUCUAAAGGGUUUAUUCCCCGAGUCACUGAAGGUGUAUGGCUGUCUGUUUAAUAUCAACAGAGGUAAACCUUAUAUCUGGGAAGUAAUUGCGGAUUCCUGGCCGGACUUUAAGGCGAUUAUCUGUAAACCAAACCAGCAGUGCAGACAGGAUUAUCGGGAUCGAGAAGCCACCACCAAUAUGUGCCACGUCUACUCCAGGGACCAGGACAGCUUGCUGAAGCUGCUGAGCGCCCUUUUGGACUGGAGCCAGUAUACGUUAUUGGCAGGGAUCGAUGUGAAAUACCUGGAUGCAGUGAAGGAGCUGGCAGCUCGCAACAACACCCCGACGAGGAUGGAGGUGGUGAUGGUUGUGAUGACGCUGGACGAUGUCAGCCAUCUUAAGGGCCCCGACAGUGACUUAGUGAGCAGCAGGCUGAAGCCACUCACCGCUGCCUUCGCGGACCUGGUGGACAGCAGGGGGAAGUUCAAGUGCCGUGAGAGCUACAACUCGGUACUGACCUACAUCUCUGACUACCCCAGCCUGAGCGUGCGUGGGCCGGACGGUGCGCCCGUGUCCUGGGUGCUGCUGUACCACCACGGCGCGCUGGGCAGGCUGCACACCGAGCCCCAGCACCGGGAGCAGGGCCACGCCCGCACGCUGCUCUGCGCCAUGGCCCGGGAGCUGCACGCCCAGGGGCGGCCCGUCUACGGCUUCGUGGAGGAGGGCAACGCCGUGUCGCUCAGCCUCUUCACCUCGCUGGGCUUCACGCACCAGCCGGACUACCGCCCCGUCUGGCUCGUGCUCAACCCCGAGAAACAAGCGUCCCAGGACCCCUGCUGCUGAGCGCUCCGCUCACACACCUCCCCCGCGGUCUGGGGCUCCAGGCUGCACCUCCUUCUGCUGCUCUGUAAAACACCUCCGGGCUGCACCUCCUUCUGCUGCUCUGUAACGCAACUUUGGGACAGUCUGCCCUGAGAAGCACUACACAAAUAAAAUUUAAUAGAACAUGAUUUUUCCCAUAUUUUACCAGCUGAGUCUCACUGAAAUGUAAAUACAUUUACAAUAGAGAUUGUAAAAAUCUAGUUUUUAGAUUAUGGCUUUAGAGAGAGAUAAUUGUAUUUGAUGUUGUAAAUGUGUUCAGGGUCCACGCAAUAUAACAUUGUUAUUGAGAGGUUGUUGGUCUUUAUAAGCUCUGGUUGAGCUGAGCGGAGGAGUUCUGCCAGUCUCUUCCCUCCACAGACCUCAGAGCGAAUGUCCUUCUGCUAGUUAAAGCCACGCUGAGACUCAUCUGGGGAGACAAAUCUCGGGUGUCUCUCCUGCAGAAUGUGAAUCACAACCAUUUCAAUCUGGUUGGGAAUUGUAGCCAUAUUUUUUUUUAUAAAGGUUGAUCUAAUGGGUUGCUCUGCUGCUCAAUCAAUGUUUGUGAUUUAAUUGAUAAAUCUGAUAAUUAACUAAGUAAUAUGUUGGAUAAGUGAGGAGUUGUAACUGUGUUCUGUAUACAGUGCCGAACUUUACAUAAAUUCUCUUGGAUCUGCUGGAUUCGGAA
Molecule: messenger RNA, 1837 nt
Organism: Conger conger (European conger)
Lineage: Eukaryota; Metazoa; Chordata; Actinopteri; Anguilliformes; Congridae
Product: glycine N-acyltransferase-like protein 3
Exons: 6
Coding region: 268-1134 (288 amino acids)
Cellular component (GO): mitochondrion
Molecular function (GO): glycine N-acyltransferase activity
Source: RefSeq, a predicted model, not a curated record